Camelina sativa (false flax) is the source of this 1940-nucleotide messenger RNA. RefSeq names its product bifunctional dihydrocamalexate synthase/camalexin synthase-like. The record is from RefSeq and is a predicted model, not a curated record. Gene Ontology annotation, molecular function: oxidoreductase activity, acting on paired donors, with incorporation or reduction of molecular oxygen; heme binding; iron ion binding. NCBI's taxonomy places the organism in Eukaryota, Viridiplantae, Streptophyta, Magnoliopsida, Brassicales, Brassicaceae.
UUGAAGGAAUGAAUACAUUAUAAAGAGGUUGAUUGUGUGAACCUUCAAAUGAAAUAGAGAAGACAGAACAAAGAAACACAAAGAAACCCAAAGAAAACAAGAUUCAAAAUGUCGGUCUUCCUAUGUUUCCUCUUCCUUUUACCCCUUAUCUUAAUCUUCUUGAACGUUUUCAAACCUUCCAAGUUAAACCUUCCUCCGAGUCCAAAGAAGCUUCCCAUCAUCGGAAACUUACACCAACGCGGAAAACUACAUCCCAGGAACCGCCGUAACCUAGCCGAAAAGUAUGGACCAGUGGCGCUUCUCCAAUACGGCAACGUCCCCGUGGUCGUGAUCUCUUCGAAAGAAGCAGCAGAGGAAGUUCUAAAGAUCCACGAUAGUGAGUGUUGUAAUCGACCAGAGACCGCCGGGACCAAAAUAACUUUUUACAACUUCAAAGACAUCGGGUUGGCACCCUUCGGUGACGAGUGGACUGCGCUGCGGAAGCUCUCGGUGGUCGAGCUCUUCAGCGUGAAAAAGCUUCAAUCUUUCAGGAAUAUCAGAGAGGAAGAGAAUGACUUGUGUAUCAAGAAACUCUCUGAGUUUGCUACGACACGAACUCCGGUGAAUCUUGAGAGAACCCUUUUCACUUUAAUCGGAAAUAUAGUGUGUCGGAUCGGGUACGGGAUAAAUCUCUAUGAGUGUGAGUUCGUUGAUGAAAAUAGAAUCAUGGAGCUUGUGCACAAGUCUGAGAAGGUCAUAAGAGCUACUGCGUUCUCUGAUUUCUUUCCGGGAAGAAUCGGUAGGCUCGUCGACUGGAUCUCCGGUCAGGAGAGGAGACUGAAAAAUAUUUUCUCGGAAGUAGACACUUUCUAUCAGAAUAUUCUUGACGAGCAUCUUAAGCCUGGAAGAGAGAGCUCUGAUAUUAUUGACGUGAUGAUCGAUAUGAAGAAGAAGCAAGAGAAAGAUGGAGAUGCUCUCAAGUUCACCACUGAUCAUCUCAAAGGAAUGAUCUCGGACAUAUUGACAGCAGGAGUUGGCGGAAGCUCUGCCACAGUGCUCUGGGGAAUUACCGAGCUGAUCAGAAACCCUAAAGUGAUGAAGAAAGUGCAAGACGAGAUUCGGACAAAACUUGGGGACAAGAAGGAGAGAAUCAAAGAAGAAGAUCUAAACCAACUUCAUUACUUUAAGCUCAUGGUCAAGGAGUUAUUCAGGUUACAUCCAUCAACUCCACUCUUGCUCCCAAGACAAGCAUUGUCUCAUUUCAAGGUCCAGGGCUACGAUAUCCCCGCGAAAGCACAGAUCCUAGUCAACGUUUAUGCGAUCGGUCGUGAUCCAAAUCUCUGGGAAAACGCAAAUGAGUUUAACCCUGACAGGUUUCUCGACAGUUCCAUUGAUUAUAAAGGAGGAAACUUCGAGUUUAUACCGUUUGGAUCAGGUAGGAGAAUAUGUCCAGGGAUGACAAUGGGAAUCAUACUUGUUGAGUUAACGUUGUUGAAUUUGCUUUACUUCUUCAAUUGGGGAGUGUCGGAGAAGGAUGUAGCCAGAGAGAACGUCACGAGGGAUGAAGAUAAUCUUGACUUCGUUCAAGUUCUUCACCCCUGAAUAUGUGGUUUGGUUAUGAUAGGAACGCUCAAGUCAACACAGAAGUCAAGAAAAGGAAGAAUAUUUGGAUAUAUGAAGUCUCGGGACUUCUCUGUUUUUAUUUUUGCUUAGUGAAAUAAGUGAACGAGUCAUGAAGAGUACGUUUUCCAUUUUCUUUCAUUCACGUUAUAAGGAGUUACGACUCCAGUUUCCCUAUUUAAGUUAAUGAAUAAAACCAAAAUAAGUUGUGAAAAACUACAAAACACAAAUCUUGAGUCUUGUAUUACUUUAUCUUGCUUUGAAGAGUGACUGAAAUUUGGCUAUGAGGUUAUUUAUGUACACUAGAUUCGAAGAUAAUAAAUGAAAUUGUAGUUUUGUGC